This is a messenger RNA of Wasmannia auropunctata (little fire ant), 3479 nucleotides long. RefSeq lists its product as uncharacterized. Lineage: Eukaryota; Metazoa; Arthropoda; Insecta; Hymenoptera; Formicidae. The record is from RefSeq and is a predicted model, not a curated record. Bases 425 to 2998 code for a protein of 857 amino acids. The transcript has 10 exons.
CUUCAAGUACGAUCCUCGUGUUCCAUCAGCUCUUUCUUCUGAGAUCGGCACGCGUCCAGUUUCUUUUAAUAAAAUCGAACGAAUUGUCUAUAUUUAAUUUAUCCGACAUGUAAAUUGAUUACAUUAUUAUUUGAAGAGGAUAGCUCUUGCUCGUGAUAGUGAGUGAAAUGUGAAAUCGAGAGUACAAGUGUGCUGUUAUUAUUUGUAUAAUUUAACGCGUUAUCUCUCGAGGCUGUUUAUAUUAUCGAGUUUAUUAAACACAUCGAUAAAAUUUGUCAACAACGUAUGAAAUAUAAGAAAAAAAAUGUGACGUUAACUUUUAUCUCGAAAAUCAUGGUAUAUUAUAAUCGUCCGCUAAUUGUACUUAAACUUUUGAAGCCUUUCGAAUGAAAUAACAAACUUUGGAGAAAUAUCGAUUUUCAAGAUGCCCCUCAUGUUAUCGAGAAUACUGUCACAUUCAAACUGCAUUCUAAUGUUGGUAAUAUUCAACCUCGUGUCCUCGGCGCCUUUGAAAUCCUCGAGAAACUCGCCGCUGCAAAACGAUCAAGGCUUCUCGGCUUCGCCAAAGAUCUUGGAGAUCCAACUGCCGCUCAAAAUCGCUUCGAAAGAAGACUUAAUAGCUUGGUCUAAGUACGUAACGGGUUUGAUGGCAUCGAAGAUAAAUUUCGCGUCGAUUUCGAAAAACUCGCCGUCAGUCGAGAAACGAUUUCCCUUUACGAGCAAUUCAGACUCGAGAUCGAAGGAGACGAUGAAGAAGGCACCUCUGAACGAGAAGCGACCAGGUCUGAAUUAUCCGGCGCGAAGACUCAAGGAGCCUCCUGUGCAAAACGCGGAAGAAAAAGUGGUCGCUUACCCUUUGCCCAUGGGAGCGAUGCAAACGACGGCGUCCAAUCCGCAGGACCCAUCUAGUCUUUCUUCCUCGAAUGUCAAUGGACCGAAUAAUUUUGGACAAUACGUGGACUUUAACAUUGGGAAUCCCUUCCAAAAUGAAAUCGAUCCCUUCGCGAAUUUUGAAGCUUACUUGCAGCCGCCUGCCAACAUGUAUCUUCCGUUGCCGCAAAUCGAUAUCCCUAAAUCGUAUCAGAACGCUAUUGAUAAGAACGUAUCCAGCUUCGAGGAGCCGGCGAAAUUUCAGACUACGAGCAAUUCUUUGAAUUUUCACAUCAACGCCCACAAUAACGAGCUUCAACAGGCACUGCCGUUCACCGUGAAUAACGGGUUAAAUGGAAUAAAUCUGUCGCAUGUAGGUGAACCUCUGUUGACUUUUCCGUUCCAAGCAUUGAUUACAGUCACUAAAGAACUUCCGCUAGCUGCGGUGACCUCGAAGAUACAGCAGAAGGAUUACAUCGCGAGCAGAGAUUUUCCGAACGAAUUCCUGCCGUACUUUGAAAACAAUUAUACGAAUGAAUCCGGACAAAUCGUCUUCAAUGAUUUCGCCGCAGAUACAAGUGAAACGAAAACAAAGGGAAAGGUGAAAAAAGGGAACGAGAAGGUGCAGAACACGCAAGGGCAGAAAAAGCAAAACCAGAAAAAGACGUCGAAAACUUCGUCGAAGAAGCAGAAGUCGUCCGUAAAGCGACAAUCGUCCAUACUCGGGGAUUUGUUGAGAAUGUUGGGUGUUCUGCGGAAACUGCCGAAAAAUAGCACUGAGAUUAACGUCGCAACACCUGUCCUUUCUAUCUUGAAAGGUAAUUCGCAGAAGAUACAAGUGGCCUUCGACGAAACGCCGCCUAAUCGUGGGAGAAGUAAUGAAACGUUUCAAGCACAGCAACUGGAUGAAGACGAUGAUGAAAAUGACGAUAACGGGAACGGCGAUAAUGGGAAUGGCGAUAAUGGAAACGGCGAUAAUGGAAACGGUGAUAACGAAAAUGAUGAUAAUGAAAACGAGGCUGAGGGGAAUGGCGAUGAUGAUGACGGGCCGCAAACAGAAUCGCAGGAAGAUGACGAGGAAGAAGAGGGUGGAUCUAUACAAGCUAUUAUCGAUUUAUUACCGUUAGCUGCACCGAUUCUCGAGGAACUUAGUGAUCCGGAAUCCGACGUCGAUAUAGCGGAGGUGCUUCAAGGUGCAAUUCCUCUUCUCGAAGGACUCUCUGAUCCAGAGGAGGAUGGAGUUGAUCUUCCAUCAGUCCUAUUGCCGCUCUCCCAGAAGCUCAGUGAGGGCCCAGAAGGACAAGGCAGCGAUUCUGGCGCUAUUUUAGGACCUAUCAUUCAGCUGAUAGCACCAUUGAUCGGACCUCUUUCGGGCCCCCUGAUCGGUCCGCUAAGUCGUACCAGUAGUGGUCCUCAAGGCGCACAAGGAUCGGCAUCGGCAUCUGCAACAUCGUCUGAGCCUUUAAGCAAGCCGCAGGGAGCAUAUGGGCAAUCAAUAUUGUCGGGUCUUAUCGCCAGUAUCACUGCAAAACUAAGUAAAGAAUCCGUCGCUUCGGCAGAUGAAUCGGACGUGAAAUCUCUAGUAAGCUCGGUUGUAUCAGGCGUGCUCGCUGGUGCCAGCGCUGGUUCGAGCGGUCAUAAAAAAGGUUAUGGUUAUAAUAGAUAUGGUCCAUAUGGUCAAAAUGCCAGCAACGGAUAUGGUCAAUAUAACAGAGACACGUACCACGCGUCUACAUCUCACGGCGAUUAUCAUCCCUACGGCUAUGAUAAACCCAGGGGAGCUCCAUCAUCGGGUCUCGAAGCACUUGCCGCGCCGCUGCAGGAAGUCCUCGGGGCUUUCCUGAAACUGUCAUCCACGUCAUCAUCCUCCAGCGCAAAUCUGUCCGGCGCAUCGUCGAGCUCCAGCACUAGUCUGUCGGCCGGUUCCUCGCAAUCGUCACAUCCAACCACCACGGCAAAACCCACGUAUGGUCCACCCCCAAAACCGCCGCAUUAUGCAUCGCAUCAUUAUUAUGCAGCGCCGCCGGCGCCGCCGUCUUCUUACAAUUCUUACGCACCUGCAUCCACGAGCUCUGCCUACACGUCGUAUGCGCGGAGACAAGUCGCGCGGCAGAAAAAGAAAUUUUGAGUCGCAAAUUUCGCCUGCAGUUUAUCAUUUUAUCGAUUUUUAAAGAAUUACCUUUGCAUGAUGCAAUGAUGAACAAUAUUUCGAUUUGACUGUAAAUGUUCUUAGGAUUACUUUUGGUUUUUGUUACACAAAGCCUCUCUGAAAAAGCUUCAUUCAGCGCAGGUGUCACGGCUAUGGAGCCGGCUCAUGACCUCUCUGAUAAAUCCUAGCAGAGAUUAUCUUGCAACGAACUCAAUACAACUGAGAUCAUGUGGGUAGGUAUAUUAGCUUCUAUGUAAUAAUUGCAAGAUAAUCUAACCGCGCAAGGACAGGUGUCACGUCAUUGCUUUCGUUUUUCUCAUUUAAAUUAUUAUUUCCUGUGAACAAUCUUGUGGCUAAACUGCAGUGAAUAAUUCCGCGCAAAACGAAACACCGCCACUCGCACUUUCAACAUUGAACAUUGUGGGGACAUUGAUUAUAAAUUAUAACUAAUAAUUAAUAA